Molecule: messenger RNA, 1142 nt
Organism: Varroa destructor (honeybee mite)
Lineage: Eukaryota; Metazoa; Arthropoda; Arachnida; Mesostigmata; Varroidae
Product: oxytocin-neurophysin 1 proprotein-like
Cellular component (GO): secretory granule; extracellular region
Molecular function (GO): neurohypophyseal hormone activity
Source: RefSeq, a predicted model, not a curated record
CUAGGCCUGAACAGCGAGUAAGAGGAAGAUUCGGUAGGAUAUUAGCAGCCAUUACUGGACCGUAUUAUUUUUUCUACGUUGGGUAGUGUUAUUUUCUGGUAAAAUGAAGCUUCACGUACUCGUACUAGCCAACAUUGUCGGCCUUAGCCUGACCUGUUUCAUCACAAAUUGUCCUAUUGGUGGAAAACGCUCUGAUACUGGAUUCGGGCUCGUACAGUUUUCGAGUGACUUCCGUAAGUACUCACAGUGUCCACCGUGUGGUCCUGGAUCAACUGGCCAAUGCUUCGGGCCUAAUAUUUGCUGCAAUUCGGAGAGCUGUCUAAUUGAUGCGGGAGACAGUCCUCACCUAAGGUCAUGCAAGAGAGAGGCCCUUAAAUUGAAACCUUGCACCAAUACAGGCAUGCGCUGUGGAUCCGAAAAUAAAGGCCAUUGUGCCCUAAACAGAUUCUGCUGUACGUCAGAGGGCUGCAUGGUCGAUGAAGCUUGCAACGGUAAAGACCACGACGUCAUCCGCGAGUCGUUGAUGAUCAUCUAAGUCGCCGGUGUAGCACUGCGUAUAUCACUAACGCACCUAAGGGGAACAACAGCAUUUCCGAAAUAGACAUCUUAUAAUCAACAGCGACGGUCUGCUGUAGUGCCGAUGUGUCACGCCCAACGGGACAGAGUUCGACCCACAUAAUGAAAACCGUCGCUUCUGGGACAGCAAAAAAAUCAUUCAGAGACAAGUCGUUUCCACGUAACCGAAGGCCGUAUCACAAAAGUUUGUUUAUAAUCGAUUGCUGAUUGGGAUUCUAUAUAAGGAUUGAAGCCUUAAGUGCAGAGUUGGCUCCUUAACAUCACUAAAUCAAUGUCAACCAGCCAUCGAAUUAUAAUACGGAACAGCCUUCAUUAGAACCAAUAGUGGCGAUGAUAAUGAUUAUUCUAAUAACGAUGGAGCGUUGAUAAAACGGUCAUCGCGUAUACACCGCGGUCGGUUAGCCGACAGAUCAACCAGCUUUGCUUAUACUGACAACAUUCGGCGAGCUUAGAAGAAAGCUGUCUGUUUCAUGUACCGUCCGGUUGUCAGUCUUGUAAAAAAAAAAAAGUAAAUAAAGGAACAUUAACAAAUCUAGCACCGCCAUUUAGUUUUAACUAUCUGUUGU